AUGGCUGCCGCGCAGGGGGUUACGAUGCCGGGCAGUGUGGGGGAUGAUGUCUUUGUUGAUACUACUACUGGGGGGCCGGUUCCGAUGCAGGAGGGGCAGCCUUUGACGCAUCCGACGAGUGCUAUCAGGGAGACGCAGCAGCCGGGGUCGCAUCAGCAUGUUGCUCAGCAGCAGGCGCUGGCUUUGGCCCACCAGCAGCAGCAGCAACAGCAGCAGCAGCAGAGGGGCCAUGUAACGUCACCGAGUACGUUGUCUGUUGGGUCUGAGUCUACGGGGACUGGGGCGAAUAGUAGGGAGGCGGCGGAGAGGAUUAUUAGGGAGCAGUUUGAGGGUGGGCGUGGGGGGGGUGGUCAGAGAGGGGGAAGGGGGGAUGGUCUGGGGAGUCCGAAGGAGGGCGAGAGGUUGGGGAGGUUUUAUUUUGAGGAGCGUUAA
Messenger RNA from Podospora pseudocomata, 432 nucleotides. RefSeq lists its product as uncharacterized. The record is from RefSeq and is a predicted model, not a curated record. The transcript has a single exon. The coding region runs from base 1 to 432 and encodes 143 amino acids. NCBI's taxonomy places the organism in Eukaryota, Fungi, Ascomycota, Sordariomycetes, Sordariales, Podosporaceae.